Molecule: messenger RNA, 2094 nt
Organism: Sporisorium graminicola
Lineage: Eukaryota; Fungi; Basidiomycota; Ustilaginomycetes; Ustilaginales; Ustilaginaceae
Exons: 1
Coding region: 1-2094 (697 amino acids)
Cellular component (GO): membrane; mitochondrion
Molecular function (GO): FAD binding; D-arabinono-1,4-lactone oxidase activity
Source: RefSeq, a predicted model, not a curated record
AUGGCAUCGACAUCCAAGCUCACGCUCGCCGCCAUGGAGACACACGCAACGCAGCAGCGUCUGUCCACAUCCGUCGAUGCAGGCGUCCUCUCAAGCUCGACGGCUGAGCUUGAGAAGCUGGUGCGGCCCAUCGUAGUGCCCGCAAGCUCACCCAAGGCCAAAUUUCAGAACUGGGGCCGCUCGUUCGUGAGCUCCCCUGCCAGGGUCUUUGCUCCCACCACCGUCACACACUGCGCAGCGAUUGUCGAGCUGGCUCGGCGAAACGGCGUACAUCUCCGUGCCAUCGGGCGAGCUCACAGCCCGAGCGACUUGCCUUUUACCACCGGCUGGGCUAUGCGCAUGGAGAUUCUGAACGGAGUCGUGGACAUCGAUCACUCGAGCUACACCAUCACAGCCCUUGCAGGCACGUACAUCUCCGACAUUCACGAAGCACUCGACUCGGCCGAGCCUCGUCUGGCCAUGUGCAACGUCGGCUCCAUCUCUGAGCAGACCAUCGCCGGUCUCAUCUCUACGGCCACGCACGGCACUGGCAUCCUCUUCCCCGUCGUCUCGUCCUACGUCUCGCAGCUCACCAUUCUGUGCCCACUUGCAGAAGGUACGCAGCAUUUGACGUGCAGCCGCGACCAGCACUCGGAUCUAUUCAACGCAACCCUGUGCGGUCUUGGUUCUACCGGCCUCAUCACGUCGGUGACGCUGCGUGUUCAAGACGCGUUCAACCUCAAGCAGUACUCGGAGGAGCUUACCUUUGAGUCGGUCUUUGGCUCUAAGACUGGCUUCCCUGCGGUCCCCAGCAGCUCGCAUAUUAACCCUGGUGCGUCUAUCGGCGGCCUCUUGAGCAAGAACAAGCGUCUACCGGCGUGUCCCGACCACUACCGCCCGUCGUACCGUUCUGCGGGCGCUUCCGAGAUUCACCCUGUCGGCGCAGACGCCAAUCGAGACGCAGACCAGCUGGCUCGGGCGGACCCAGAGGACGACGCUGAAACAAGGCAAGCUCAGCUGGCAUUGGAGCAAAUUGUCGCAUCGGCUCAACACGUACGACUCAUGUGGUUCCCACAGGUGCAGCGCAUCACGAUGCUGCGUGCCAAUCGCUCGACGGAGCCCGCCUCUGCCCCGCCUUCUCUCGCGACUCGCAUCAAGGCGUCGUUGGUCGGACAUCGCCUCACCGAGUUCCUACUCUACACCUCACGAUUCAACAGGUCAUGGUCGCCGCUGGCUGUGCGAUGGAUCCAUGCUCUUACCCACCCAGCUUUUCCUGACUCGGCCGCCUCGCAGACUGCUUCGUCACCGAGCAGCCAGAUUGCAGCGACGACGGAAGCUCCCGCUACGCAGCCCUCCGCAGUUACAGCGGCGAGCUCCAGCUCCAGCCAUAAGGUGACAAGCGACGAACAGCAGCAGCGUCUCAUCCGCGACAUUGGCCAGUCGUUUGGCCACAGCGAGAAUUUGGGUGCCUAUACGGAAGGUGAGCCAUCGCUGUCAUGGCCACAAAACAGCAUCCCCGCCGGCAACUUCGGUGCCUUUGCUCGCGACUCGCCAGCACCACAUCCGCUAUCGCCUGGCAACCCGGUGUGGUCGGAAGUGGGCCGAUCCGACCGCAUCUUCAACAUGGACUGCCUGUUCCCGCAGUACACAGACGAAUGGGCCAUCCCAUUCAAUCGUGCCGCCGCCGCCAUCCGAGCGAUGCGCGAGUGGCUCGACGAGGAAGAGGCGGCAGCCGAUGGCGAUCGCAUCCACUUCCCCGUCGAGAUCCGAUUCACCGACGCUGACGGCAUCUGGCUCAGCCACGCGCAGGGACGCAAGACGUGCUACAUCGGCAUCGUGCAGUAUCGACCGUAUAACCGUCCUGUGAGGUACCGACAGCUGUUCGCCAAGUUUGAGACGUUGAUGCGCCACUACUCGGGGCGUCCGCACUGGGCCAAGGCGCACUCGUGCUCGCCGACUGAGCUUAUGCAGCUGUACCCGCAUUGGAACGAUUUCCUAGCCACACGCCAGCGCUACGAUCCGGACGAGGUUUUCGUCAAUCCAUAUGUCGGCCGUCAUAUCUUGGGCAGAAUUGGUGACGGCAACGAUACUCGCGUGUUCAAGAGUCGGCUGUGA